Messenger RNA from Mesocricetus auratus (golden hamster), 4073 nucleotides. RefSeq names its product endonuclease domain containing 1 (gene Endod1). Gene Ontology annotation, molecular function: metal ion binding; nucleic acid binding; hydrolase activity. Bases 116 to 1618 code for a protein of 500 amino acids. NCBI's taxonomy places the organism in Eukaryota, Metazoa, Chordata, Mammalia, Rodentia, Cricetidae. The record is from RefSeq and is a predicted model, not a curated record. The transcript has 2 exons.
CCAUCUUCGGGGCGGAGGCGGAGAAGGGGCGCGGCCUUGGCCCGGAGCCGCCCCGCCGGAGCAGCACAGCGCGGACUUCCCUGCUCCUGCGGCGCCUGGCCGCGCAGAGGCCGCCAUGGGCUGUGCGCGCUGGCUCGCGCUGGGCGGCCUCCUGGCCCUGGUGGGGCUGCUGCAGGCCCGGCUGCUGCUCCCGCACCAAGAGGGCUUCGGUGAGUGUGAUCGCUUCUUCUACGCGGGGACCCCGCCCGCCCGGCUGGCGACCGAGGCGCACGUGAGGAUCUGUCAGCGCUUCGCGGGCACCGAGCGCUUUGCCACCCUGUACAGCCCCGGCCACCGCAUCCCCGUGUUCUCCGCCUUUCGUGCUGCUCGCCCCGCUCUCCUUAGUGCGGAGCAGCGCGGGCUUCUGGAGCCGCAGAUUGAUGACCCCGGCAGCAGCCUUGAGGAGGUGAUUGAAGAGGCCGACGCCAUUACCUCCGUGAACAAUCUGGGAAGCAAGCAAGCCUUGAAUGCAGACUACCUUGACUCUAACUAUGAGAUCGGACAGCUGUACCCAUUCCUCCUUAGCAGUGGCCCCCAGGUGCCCACAUUCCCACUCACAAAUUCAGUUCCAAUGACCCGGUCUUUCCGGGAACGAUGGCACGUGAAUCUCAACAGCCUCAUGGAGCGAGCCUUGAUCCCACACUGUGGCGACGGCAAAGACCUGUAUAUCAUCACGGGCGCCAUCCCCUCGGACUCCAGAGUUAAGGGCAGAGUGGCUGUCCCAGAAUUUGUCUGGCUGGCAGCCUGCUGUGACGUCCCCGGUGGAGGAUGGGCCAUGGGCUUCACCAAGCACACCCAGGACAGUGGCAUCAUAGAAGACGUGAUGGUGAGGGACCUUGAACAGCUGCUUCCUCAUAAGCCUCAGCUGUUCCGGGACAGCUGUGGAGAGAGGGAGCAAGACACGGAGAAGAUGAAGAAGAUUCUGGAAGUGGUCAACCAAGUCCAAGAGGAGGAGCGGUCUCUGACGACUCAACACAGCAUGAGUCCCCUCGCCGGCACCCAAAGCCAGAGGUCUGCCCCGCUGUCCCCAGAGGCACGGGAGGGAGGAGGCAGCUUUCUGGGGAAAGUCCUUGGUUUCCUUUUAACCCCGGUCAUCAAACUUUUCCAGUUAACUUAUUACCUUGUGAUAGCAGUCUUAAGGAAUGUCAUCUACCUCCUUUGGUUUGUGACCAAGCAGGUGAUAGAUGGCAUCGAGAGUUGUCUAUACCGUCUGGGCGCAGCCACUGUGUCAUACCUUGUAGCCAUUGGACAAGAGUUGGUGGGCAUUCCCUGGAAAGUGCUCAAGGUCGUGGCCAAGGUCAUCAGGGCCCUUCUCCGCAUCCUCUGCUGUCUGCUGAAGACUGUCUGCCGAGCUCUGAGCAUCCCUCUGCGAGUCCUUGUGGAUGUAGCUACUUUCCCUGUGUAUACCGUGGGGGCCAUUCCCAUUGUGUGCAAGGACAUUGCUGUGGGCCUGGGGGGCACUCUCUCCCUCCUCUUUGACACUGCUUUUGGCACCAUGGGUGGCCUGUUUCAGGUUGUUUUUAGUGUCUUCAAGCGGAUUGGCUACAGGGUUACUUUCGACAACGCUGGGGAGUUCUAGGACUCAAAAACCUAGCUGUGUCCACUGUGGUGUAUUUCAUUUCUUUUCAACAGAGAGCGAGGAUAUUCUGUUUUUACAGCAGGUUUCUGUUCUCGGUCAGCUACUGUGUUGUUCUGUUCGCCUGCGGGGUGGGUUGUCUUUUUCUGCAAAGGAGUUUGGCACACUUUAGACUUGAGGGUAGGUACGGUGUCCGCGUGCACAGCAGUUACACACGCAAGCUUCCAUGCAUGUGUUAACAUCAGCACUGGGCUCUGACUCAAGAGUGACCUGGGCCGACCCAGGCUUGUUAUGAAAACUAAAACUAAGGAGGGAGAGGAUGACAUUAAAGGUUAUAAGAAACGGAGAAAGAAUCUUGCACCUUCCAUUCCCCUUAGAGACUUAAGGCAAACGAUCUGAAUACUGUUGUCCAGCCUCUUAACGUUUCUUUCUCUUCCUCUCCCACUCAGCCAACCGGGGUGACUUCUCUGUUGAAAUCCCUCCCUAUGAAGGCAGCGUCAGCCUCAACUUUGACUUUUGCCUGGUCUCAACGGCUUAUUUGAUUUUCAUUUUUCUCCCAAAGUUGAAUUCUGCUGAGUCACAAUGAGCAUUUUAUGCCAAAUACGGCAUAGUAAAAUUUGAAUGCAACCCUGAUUAGGGUAGGUCAGGUCCCUCCAGGUGUAGAGAGCAGAAAAGAGUGUUCAGUGGUGCUGUAUGUCCAAGGGCAUUCCUAGGGAGGCUUGGAUUGACUUACAGUGAAUCUCUGAUUGACAGCAUUAAAUACACAUAUUUGCAUGUUAAUCUAAUAUUCAUAUUUUGUAACAUCUAAUGCAUCAAGUGACUAUUCCAUGCCAUGAAGCACUCUGACUUUUCUCCUGAAGUGAAUGCUAUAACUAUCUAGGUAAUAGAAAACAUGAAAAACAUUCUGGCCAUAUCGGGCAAUAAUACAUGUAUGUACAUAUUUAAGAAUCAUUAUCUCUUAGAACACUAUUUUUACAGGGUAUUUGAGGCUAAAAAAAAAUGUAAGUCCUUCACUGAUGCAAGUUAAACUUGAGAGCUUAUUCCCGGAUUUUGAUCAAUCACUUGUAAUUUUAAAUCUUGCACUAAGAAUUAUAACAAAGGGAACCAAACAUUCCCACAGCGGGAAUGGAUUGUCCAGUGUUUUCUUCUGAGUGUUCCAAAGAGUUUCUGUGAAGGAGAAAAGGGCCUAGUGUGGACUUAACUUGGGUGUGUACCAGUUGGCUGGAAGUUAGUUGUAAAGACUAGGAUCUAGAAGAAAACAGAGGGAACGACACAUUCGCUGUCACAGGGGAGCUGGCAUGUGAGAACCCAGCGUUUGCCAGAAGUUUCCUCUGUGUAAAUGGGAGUGUGAGGACCUGUGUUGGCAUUGCUGGGCUAAAAAAGGGACUCUCAGAAGUAGCCACAGAAGCGGUCUGGCCAGGCCCUCAUGUGUUUAGGUCCCAGAGGCACAAGGAGGCUGUGGACUUGACUCUGCAGUGCUAGCUGGAAGCAGGUUGUGACAAACUAAGACACCCCGUCACAUGGGUGUGCCUCCCCGAGCAUAGGUAGGACUUUAUUACCUAUAAAAGACUUCAUGUUCUGAAUCAUCAACUGGAUUUGGCACAGUUAAUGCCAGCUAUCCAUAUGAAACUGUAUCUCGUGGGGCCCUCUCCUGUUCAGUGAAUAUUGGCAUUCUGAGAAGUCCUAGCAGGGCGCUCAUGGCACCAGAACCCCCUAUUUAGGGAACUACUUAGAAAUACCCCCUCCCUGUAUCCAGAUGUCUGGUUAUUUAUUUUGUGUGGCUUCUUUUUUUUAAAUACGGAAAGGAUAAUAAGACAAAAACAUAUCCUUUAGGUUAGUGGGCUGUGACCCUUCAUUCUGGGGUUUCCGGUUGGCAGGGCCCCGGAGUCACAGGAACCAGGUGCAUUUGUGUUUGAAGUCAGAUCUCUGGGCUGCUGGGCUCCCUCCCAGCAGGCUACUGGAGACUCUGAGGUGGGAGUUUAGGAAGCUGAACCCUGUCCUCAGCUCGGAGACUCUGCUGUGGCUUCAUUCCUUUCUCAGGCCCUUGGGAACAUUGGCCAACUCUGUCAUUUCAAGAGCUGCUUUUCUAGUCCCUGGCAGCCAUGUUCUCAAAUGUCCCCUCUGCCUUGGCGCCUUGGCCACACAAUCAAACUAGGGAAUGGAAAGAACCAAGUCAUCCGCCUGUGCACCAAAUGUGCGUUCGGCCAUCAAGGCUGCCGAGGCGGAGAGUUCCACCAAUAAGGAGUGUCUAGUACCCUUCGGAAAUGGGCAGCGUGGUCCAUGCUGUGAUGUAUCAUGGCAAGCUCCACACGAGGGGUAUUUGACCUGUUUGCUGCAGAACACGGAGGAAACCUGCAAGACCAGGGAACGAAGGACGCUGUGGCAGAGGGUUUGGCUGCAUCAAGCUUUGUACAACGCUGUGUACCUUGUAGAUGCUCAAUAAAGUCAUUGUUGACAA